UUCGCGGCAUCAUGUCGCCAGUAAAGGCCGAAGACGAUCCUGUCACGGCAGAAUACGAUGUCUACCUCACACCUGAGCUCCAGGAGCACAUUUACCUGCUGCAGUACCCCAAUCGUCCUCGAAAUCGACCCUACAGCAAAGCAUUCGGUGCGACGCCGCAAGAGAUGCGCAUCAAGCCGACUGCUGGGUACAUGGAAGUGGAUGUGAAGCUCAACACGGAGCAGAACUUCAACAAGUACAUGGGUCUCAAGUGGGGAGACGCGAACAGGGCGUCGCGCGAUUUGCACAAUAUAUCUGGUACCUAUGGGCCAGCGGCAGGUCUUCAGCCAGCAAAAGCACGAACAAUGGCCAACAAUCGAGCUGCUCUGAAGGACAAGAGCGACAGAGAAUUGGACUUUGAGAACGACCUUGCAAAUUUCCACCAAGCUGAAGCUGAGCGGAAGAUUCAUGCGUCGCAAACAUUGGGCGGACAGAUCAUCCGUCACGACGGAGAUGCAGAGGUGGGAAAGCCAUACUACUUCGUGGGUGCAUUCCAAGGCGAUCAGCUUCACUUGUCAAAACUCACAGGCACCGUGCAAAUGCGACCUCACUUCCACCACCUUGAUGCUGAGGAGCAGCGUGGCCGGAUCGCAGCUUCGCGUGCUCAAGCUGAUGCAGCAGGACCGGUGCCCGAGCCCGUGGCACAUACACUUCGACAACGUCAGAUGGACAAGGAAGAUCAAAGCACGAUUGAGUACAGAAUGAAGAAGAUGCUGUACGAAGCGCAACACGAGCCAUGGAUCAAGAUGGAUUACGUGGACGAGGAGGAUGAAGAGGCGUACGACGCUUUUGAGGACAAGCUGAAGGUGAGAGAUGUUGCUGGGGCGCCGAUGUUGAAGAGCGAGAUGGACAAUGAUGCUUUCUUGGACGCUAUCAGCACUCCGAGACAUGACAGUCCAACCAGGCGGAGGAAGCGUCAGCCCAAGAAGGGCAACAACAAGGAGACGAUCAAUAUCGAGGAUGAGGACGAGAUGGAGGCAGACGCAGCGACCGAAGGUGGAGUCUGA
This is a messenger RNA of Zymoseptoria tritici IPO323, 1046 nucleotides long. RefSeq lists its product as uncharacterized. Gene Ontology annotation, cellular component: nucleus; RNA polymerase III complex. The transcript has 2 exons. NCBI's taxonomy places the organism in Eukaryota, Fungi, Ascomycota, Dothideomycetes, Mycosphaerellales, Mycosphaerellaceae. The record is from RefSeq and is a predicted model, not a curated record. Gene Ontology annotation, biological process: DNA-templated transcription. Bases 12 to 1046 code for a protein of 344 amino acids.